AUGGUGCGUUCGUUUCAGUACAGCAAUAACGCUGAGUUACCAUGGGUCGUUCAAAAAUUCGGUGGCACAAGUGUUGGAAAGUUUCUAGACAAUAUUGCCAACGAAGUUAUAAAAGAGUAUGUUAAGCAUAACCGCCUUGUUGUGGUUUGCUCAGCUCGUAGCGGAAAGGAUAAACAAACUGGCACUACUAACAGAUUGAUUCGAGCCGCCAAUGAUGCUUUGAAACCUGGAUCCACUGAAUAUCUUAGCAUUAUAUCAGACUUAUUAGAAGAUCACCUUGCUGUUGCCAGAGACAUGAUCAAAAACGACGAUAUUCGAAAGGAAUUGGAAAUGCACAUCAAAUAUGAGUGUGAUAAAUUGAAAUCAUUUUUGGAAGCAGCACAAAUUAUCAAUGAAAUAUCGCCUCGAUCGAAAGAUAUCAUUAUCGGUGUAGGAGAGAAACUGUCAUGUAGAAUUGUCGCUGCAGUCUUGCAGGAUAGGGAUGUGGAUGCUCAAUAUGUAUCAUUGGAAAACAUAGUUGACCGUGAGUUCGAUAAAUUGGAUCAAAGUUUUUAUGAUUACCUGGCCGAAAAAAUGGCUAAAGCCGUUAAGCAAUGUGGAAAUAAGGUGCCAAUUCUUACUGGGUACUUUGGAAUUGUUCCUGGUAGUUUGUUAAGCACCGUAGGCAGAGGUUACACUGAUCUUUGUGCAGCAUUGACUGCUGUAGGAUUAUCAGCUGACGAAUUACAAAUUUGGAAAGAAGUGGACGGUAUUUUCACCGCUGAUCCACGCAAAGUGAAAGCCGCCCGGCUUUUACCUAUCAUCACACCAGAAGAAGCCUCAGAAUUGACCUACUAUGGUUCAGAAGUUAUCCACCCUUUUACUAUGGAGCAAGUCAUUCGUUCGCAUAUCCCCAUCCGUAUCAAAAAUGUCGAGAAUCCUCGCGGACAGGGUACUGUUAUCUUCCCCACGGAUAUUCAUAGUAAAGACGGCACAGCUACACCCCCUCACUCCCCUCAAGUGUUAGAAGAAAAUGGCUACUCCAUUGAUUUGUCCCGUAAAUACCCCACAGCUGUAACGAUCAAAGAUCAUGUGGUGGUUCUUAACGUUCAUUCGAAUCGUAAGAGUGUCAGUCACGGCUUCUUUGCAAAGAUCUUUUCGACAUUAGACCGAUAUGGUGUGGUUGUGGAUCUCAUUUCGACGUCAGAAGUGCAUGUGUCAAUGGCUUUGGGUGAAGAUAACUUGGAUAAGGAUCUAAAUCACGUCAUCAAGGAUCUACGUGAAGUGGGUCGAGUCGAUGUUAUCAAGAAUCUUGCCAUUCUUUCUUUGGUUGGUAAGCAGAUGAAAAACAUGGUUGGUAUUGCCGGUAUGAUGUUUAGCACACUGGCUUCUGCGGGAGUCAAUAUUGAGAUGAUUUCGCAAGGUUCUUCAGAAAUCAAUAUCUCAUGUGUUAUCGAUGAGCGUUGUGCAGUUACAGCUAUGAAUGUUAUACACGAUCACUUACUAAGCAAACGCGGCAAAUUGAUCUUACCCUCUGUAAGGCUGGCACUUGAUGAAUAGAAUACUUUCCAUUGCUUCUUUUAAAUACAUUAAAAAUACCAUUUAUUUAUUUAAUUCGUAACGUUACGAUCGCGCAUGCCCUAUUUUUAUUAUCUCUCAGCAUGUAUAAAGCAAUGGCAAUCAUAAAGUUCCAUAUAAGAUCAAAAUUUGAGUAAGCGUUCGGGUAAAUGAAGCAGCAGGGCUUUAUAGAAUUGGAUCCGAACAACGUUUAUCGAAGAUCGAUAUCUAUUACAAGUUGCAAAUCUGUGUAUUGUAUUGUACUAUACUUUCAGUACAAUUGAAACGUUAUUUCUAUUUUUUUGUAAUACCUUUUUUUGCCUAAUAUACACAUGCUGUAAAAGCACGGUAAAAGACUUAGAAGUUUGAGAAAAACACAAAAGAUGAAAAAAAUAAAAUAAAAAAAAAAA
Molecule: messenger RNA, 1946 nt
Organism: Mycotypha africana
Lineage: Eukaryota; Fungi; Mucoromycota; Mucoromycetes; Mucorales; Mycotyphaceae
Product: Aspartate/glutamate/uridylate kinase
Exons: 5
Coding region: 1-1539 (512 amino acids)
Molecular function (GO): aspartate kinase activity
Source: RefSeq, a predicted model, not a curated record